Penicillium canescens is the source of this 1629-nucleotide messenger RNA. RefSeq lists its product as uncharacterized. Gene Ontology annotation, biological process: protein localization to vacuole. The transcript has 4 exons. Gene Ontology annotation, cellular component: vacuolar membrane. Bases 1 to 1629 code for a protein of 542 amino acids. The record is from RefSeq and is a predicted model, not a curated record. NCBI's taxonomy places the organism in Eukaryota, Fungi, Ascomycota, Eurotiomycetes, Eurotiales, Aspergillaceae.
AUGGCGCUCUUGCAGACCUCACUCAUCUGGAUUGUAUAUGCGGUGGUAGUAGUUAUCCUACUAGCAGUCGCAUCGGUGUUUAUCUAUGUCUAUCAAACGCCCCGGGAUCGCUCACCCUCGGUUACCCUGACUUGCAUUAUUUCAAUUACUAGUCUUCUGGCAACAGUACUCUUGCUGCCAGUGGAUGUCGCUUUAGUGUCGUCGACCACAUCGUCCAAGCUGGGCCAACGAAAGGAUUGGGCAACGCAAGACGUCGUUGACAGAAUUACCUAUUCCUUGACCAUCAUCUACUAUCUUCUCUACUCUCUGGAUGCUCUCCUCUGUCUUUUGGUUAUACCUUUCACAUACUUCUGGUACGAGGAAUAUGAUGAGGUCGCGACUGAAACGGGGGAGCAAACGGUGGGCCAGCGGAUUUGGGGUGCCUUGAAAUAUACCCUAUCAUUCGUUGCUAUCGUGGUGAUCCUAUUCCUGGUUGGAUUCUUCGUUCCAGUAUCACAGGGAAAGAGUGAUAUGGACCUGGAUUACUUCAGACGCCUCCUAACCGAGAACCAUGGCGAGCGUGCUUUGACCUUUGCUCUGGGGUUGCUGAUGACGAUUGGGCUCUGUCUCUAUGUCUUAUAUACUUCGGCCGGUUUGGCUCUCCUUCCAAUCAGCUUGAUCAAGACGGCGCCAUCAAUCUCCAGUGCUACCUUGCGAGCGAGUACCAGACAACAACUGGAGACAAACCGAGAGCGGCAACGGCAACUCGAGGGACGAUGCGCCGGAAACCCCGAGCUUCUGUCUUCCAAAGACCGUCGGGAACUGGAUACAUUGACGCGAGAAGAGAGGACCCUGAGUCGACGCCAACGUUUAGCUGAAGAAUCCCAAGGCGAGGGGCGGAGCUGGUUGAUGAAGGCAAAGAACUCGAUUUGCAAGCAUCGUUGUGGAUAUAUUCUUGCACGCGUCAAUAUCUUUAACCCUGUCAACUGGGCGCUUGUUCAGUCCGCCAAGGUCUUCCCCAUUGACUAUGCUAUCUUCACCGUGCUUGUGUUACUGUUUUUCUGCAGUUCCGUUGUUGGGAUUGCUGUGGUUGGAAUUCGCUUUCUUUGGAUCAGAAUCUUCCAAAUUCGCAAUGGCCACACAUCUCCCCAGGCACUGCUUCUAGCGACUGCCAUGUUGAUGUUGAUAAUCCUGGCGCUCAAUUAUUCCAUCUCGAUGGUAGUUGCGCCUCAGUACGCCACAUUCGGUCCACAAACAUUUUGUGAUCGUGCUCCUGGGUUGUUCCUUGGGAAGCCGGAUUGCUCAGACAGCAAAGAACUUAUCAAGCCAUGCUCUGAGUUAGCGAAGAACCCUGACGCACAGCAAGUCUGUACUCCCAGCGUCGUGAGCACUUUCCUUAAUCGGGUCACUCUAAACUAUCCGUUCUUUGGAGUCGUGUUCUUCUGGGCCCAGUUCCUUUUCCUAGGCUUGUAUCUCAUUGUUUUCGUCACUUCCCUGCUCCGCUCCCCGAAACUGGAUGAGAGGCAGCUGGAUGAAGACGCUGAGGAGGCUGAAGAGGAAGGCCUACUGGCCAAUACUGGCAGACGUUUCAAUGCCAGCUGGCAAGAUAUCACAGGUAGAGCUGCUAGGAGCGAACUCUCGCACAGCUAA